This is a messenger RNA of Nicotiana attenuata, 930 nucleotides long. RefSeq lists its product as uncharacterized. The transcript has 3 exons. Gene Ontology annotation, biological process: DNA integration. The record is from RefSeq and is a predicted model, not a curated record. Bases 1 to 930 code for a protein of 309 amino acids. NCBI's taxonomy places the organism in Eukaryota, Viridiplantae, Streptophyta, Magnoliopsida, Solanales, Solanaceae. Gene Ontology annotation, molecular function: nucleic acid binding; RNA-DNA hybrid ribonuclease activity.
AUGGCUCAGCACUAUCCGGCCACAGGCCAUCUUUGUUUUUUCUGUACAAACAAAACCCCUGAGUAUGAACCUUGCAUCAUGGGAAUGAACAUGGCAGUUGAUCUAGAUGUAUCGAAAUCACUAAUCAUGGGGGAUUCAGAUUUAAUCAUUCAGCAAGCCCAAGGUGAAUGGGAAACUCGGAACAUCAAACUCAUCCCGUACAAGCAGCAUGUGGAAGAUCUCAGCAAAGGGUUUAAGUCCGUCGAGUUCAAGUAUAUCACUCGAUUCCACAAUGAGUUAGCUGAUACACUAGCUACUUUGGCCUCAAUGCUGCCAUACCCAGGCCAGUGGAGAUUAAAAGAGAAUUACCAGAAGGCUUGCAAGCAGUUUCUUUUUGAGUGGAGAGGUCCAAUACAAAAGAAAUCCAGAUCUAAAUCUUUUGAGAUACACGACGACCUGAUUGAUGCACCGCCUUCAGAGUUACAUCAUAUGUCAGGACCUUGGCCAUUCGUUGCUUGGGGCAUGGAUGUUAUUGGGCCAAUAGAGCCGAAAUCUUGGCAUAGAUUCAUCUUAGUUGCUAUUGAUUAUUUUACAAAGUGGGUCGAAGCUGUCACUUUCAAAGCUGUCACUAAGAAAGCUAUAGUGGACUUCGUGCAUUCGGACAUUAUUUGUCUUUUUGGUAUUCCUAAAACUAUCAUUACAGACAAUGCUGCAAAUCUGAGCAGCUAUUUGAUGAGGGAGGUAUGCGAACAAUUUAAAAUUACGCACCGUUAUUCUACCCCUUAUCGACCCAAAGCUAAUGGCGCUAUUAAAGCGGCAAACAAGAACAUCAAGAAGAUCCUCAGAGAAAUGGUUCAAGGUUCUAGGCAAUGGCAUAAAAAGUUUCCCUUUGCACUAUUGGGAUAUCGCGCACAUCAGUUGGAGAUACGCUUUAUUGGUUUAUGGCACUGA